This is a messenger RNA of Drosophila grimshawi, 1528 nucleotides long. RefSeq names its product outer mitochondrial transmembrane helix translocase (gene nmd). The transcript is spliced from 2 exons. Lineage: Eukaryota; Metazoa; Arthropoda; Insecta; Diptera; Drosophilidae. The coding region runs from base 91 to 1212 and encodes 373 amino acids. The record is from RefSeq and is a predicted model, not a curated record. Gene Ontology annotation, molecular function: ATP binding; ATP hydrolysis activity. Gene Ontology annotation, cellular component: mitochondrial outer membrane.
UUUACAGCCCUUUAAGUUAUAUGCUUAUGAAUUUCUAAGCAGCACAGAUAAUAUUUUCUUAAACGCUAGUGGUAUUUGAAUAAGGACACGAUGGAUCACUUUAAUUUUGGAGGCUCUGAAUUGACUCGAGGACAUAUGAUUCAAAUGUUGCUGCGAGUUUCAAUAGCCUCUGUGAUAACAUAUUAUUCAGUAAAAUGGAUGAUGAAUCAAUUGGAUCCAACCAGUAAAAACAAAAAAAAAGCCAAAUUGCUUGCUGAAGAACAGUUAAAAAGGUUAAGUAAAGAAGAAAACUUCGACGUAAGUCUGCAGACGUUUACCGACUAUGAGCUGAUGAUUGCAUCACACCUUAUAGUUCCAGCCGACAUAGCGGUUAAAUGGAGCGAUAUAGCUGGCUUAGAUUCGGUGAUUCAGGACCUGCGUGAAUCGGUUGUGUUGCCUGUACGGCAUCGAGAUCUUUUCAAGGAAUCAAAACUUUGGCAAGCCCCAAAAGGUGUACUGCUGCAUGGACCACCAGGAUGCGGCAAAACAUUAAUUGCGAAAGCCACUGCGAAGGAGGCUGGCAUGAGAUUUAUUAACUUGGAUGUGGCCAUUCUUACUGACAAGUGGUAUGGUGAAUCGCAGAAGCUUGCAUCUGCCGUCUUUUCGCUGGCUGCUAAAAUUCAGCCAUGCAUAAUUUUCGUGGAUGAAAUCGAUUCGUUUCUUCGCGCACGUAACUCAAAUGAUCAUGAGGCCACAGCUAUGAUGAAAACGCAAUUCAUGAUGCUAUGGGAUGGCCUAAGUACGGAUCCUCACUCUGCGGUGAUUGUAAUGGGCGCUACUAAUCGGCCGCAAGAUCUUGAUAAGGCCAUUGUUCGUAGAAUGCCAGCACAGUUUCACAUAAGCCUCCCAUCCGAGAGUCAACGAAUUGAUAUCCUUAAAUUAAUAUUAGCAACAGAGGAAAUCGAUCGUGACGUCGACUAUAACCGUUUGGCUAAACUAACGAACGGAUUCUCUGGGUCAGAUCUUCGGGAAAUGUGCCGAAACGCUUCCGUCUAUAGAAUGAGGCAGUUUAUGCGAGCAAGUAAUACAAACAAUGCGUCCUCAACUACAGAUAUAAAUAAGGCAUUACUUUCAAUAACCAUGGAUGAUUUACUAAAUUCCCACUUAAAAAUGAAAGAAUCUAAAAUGCACACUGGUAAUUUGUUUUUGGAAAAUCGAAUUGAGUUAGAUUAAUUAAUUGUAGACUUGCACACAACUUGCUUCAGUAAUUUUUAUUAUUAUUAUAAAAUAAAAAUGAUAUGCAUACAAAAUAUAUAUUUUGUUGGAGCUACUAACAUGAUAAUUACAUGAAGACAUGAAGAGCUCUUCGGUUACAAAUUUACAUAUAUGUUACCGAGCGAGCAAAACACAUUUCCCGUCAAAAAUUUGCGAUAAUCGAACACUAUUAUGAACACUAACUGUGUGCACAAACGUAGCGGACGAUAAAUAUGUAUAACUGCGAACUAAGUUAAUAAACCCAUGAAUGUGUGCGCUUUGACACACUAUUGAA